Molecule: messenger RNA, 2627 nt
Organism: Chara braunii
Lineage: Eukaryota; Viridiplantae; Streptophyta; Charophyceae; Charales; Characeae
Source: the annotation of a GenBank genome assembly
ACACUGGGCCCAUCCAUAGAAGAGAAGGCAGGAACAGCAGCAGGAGCAGGAGGAGGAGGAGCACCAGGGUGUGGGUGUGUUUUAUUGCCACCAUCACGUGGAUGCAUGCACCACUUGUCCAUGCUUUUUCCAGGAUCUCGGUUGAUUGCCACAUGGUGGCCGCCACGCGGCAAAGAAACUCUGAGAGCCGGAGCAUUAACCCGUCGUCGUUGUCCCCUUCUUCUCUCUCCCUUUCAAGGAGGAGGAGGAGGAGGGGGCUGCUCCCCUCGCCCUCGAGCUUAUCAAUUUCAAAAUGCCACGUGGCAGGCCAGCCUCCUCGCGCGGGCAUUGCGCCAGGUGUCACUCCCCUGUGACCCGUGUGAUCAUCAUUUUGCACUAUGUCGCCAAGUGAGGAGACAUGCCAUGUCCUCCCCGACAGAUCGUUGCGCGAAUGGCAAGGCGGAGGCGGAGGCGGCGGGGGGGCCGGCGGUUAAGAAGCGGGAGCGGGAGCGGGAGGGCGAGGGGGAGGUCUCGUUAGCCAGGCGAUCAAGUCAACAUCGGCGCGCUUAUGACGUGUCCUUUCCAUCAAUCUCAUUCUCGUCCUUAUCUUCUUCUUCUUCUUCUUCUUCGUCGUCGUCGUCGAAGAUAGGCUGCAAUCUGAUGACGUGGAAGACGGGCGGUGACCGCAGGAGAGGGGGCGGCGCAGGUAGUCCGCCGGGUGAUCAAGCCAGAAAUGACCGGAACGUAGGGUGCUGCCACGUCGCAACGCGCGGGUACAGUGGGACAAGUAGAGCGCGAGAUGAUGCACAGGGUGAGGCGGCGGGAGCGAGCUCGACGACCGCGGACUACCAGAGCAACGACCGGUCGACUGCCGUAGAUAGGAGGGGCAUGGAUAAGGAUGUGGAUAAGGUCGGCGGACCACGUCGAUUGAGGGAAGAGCUGACGUGGCGGCCUGUCGUGGACUCCCGCUCUCUUGCCAUCGACGAAUGCUGGGCGUCGUCCUACGUGUCACCCGAUGGUAUUGUACACCGGUUUGCCACCGUGGCCGCCUGCGAUGGCUCUAAAGUCGGAUGUACAGAGGAGGAUAUCCACAGCCUCGACGACGCGUUAGCUCAAGUCAGCAGCCACCUCCAGCAGUUGGAGCAACGACCCGUCGCCGCCCCCGUUGCCAGCUCCUCCAACACCUCCGAUCGCCUCGAGGCAUUGGAGAUUGACGUCGGAUCCCUCAAGGACGGCGUGCAGUUACAGCAAACCGCAACGCAACAGUUGGAACAACUGAUCUGUACUGCAGCCAACCACUCAAGCUCGGAACCGCGUGAGACAACUCCAAAGUUCGAUGGGCAGAAGAUCUUCUGCGACUCGACGAAGACGGACCCGAUUCCAUGGUUCCGCAAGUUCGAGCUCGAGUUGCAGCUCCACCACGUCAGCGAAAACAAGCAUCAUGCGUACUUAUACUUCCGGUCGGGGGGCGCGUGCCAAGCAUGGUUGGACAAUCUCUUGUCCAAGUACGGGGUGGUAGUUGCCGACUUGUACACCAAGGUCAACUGGGAUGAUCUAAAGGCGGCGUGGCAUAAGCGGUUCCAAGUAGAGCCGCCAGAGAUCAAGGCAAUGGACAAGUUGAUGACCUUCGAACAAGGCAUGCUGCCGAGUGCUGAGAUAGUCAGCCUCAAACAGUCCCAACUCGCUGCCCUCCGUCCUCCUAACCCUCGACCUGCUGCAGUCCCAGUCUCUCAACCUAACACAGUCCUCAUGAGGAGAUCAAGUGGAACUGUGACGAGCGCAGGAACCGGUGCCAACUCCUCAAGCGACAGCGCCGACAGUUCUGCACUGGUCAGUGUUCCAAAUGCAGGAACAUCAGCCCAAAACGCCACAGUUCUUACUGACGUACAGUACAACGGUCCCGUAGUGGACAAGCGGGCGGCCACUUUGCCGUCCAAUUACGACGAGAAAGGGGACAUCACCUCUUGGAUUAGCUCCAUGCGCUCAUACUUCGAGGUGCUGCGAACACCGCAAGAAGACCGAAGCAUGAUCAUGGGCACAAAUACUGAGCCCGUCGUACAAAGUUUCAUAGAACUCCAAACUGUUACAGCAGGUUAUGAGAGGAUUGACCUGGCCGAGUGGCUGAAAGUAACUCGUGUACGCACUCUUGAGGACCUCCUCAUCAUGCGGUACCAAGAUAAGCGCGCUGUGCUCAAGGCAAGGCUGAAGCUUGAGGCCCUCAAGGGCCAAACGUGGAGGACCUCCAUGCAGGCUUUGGAACAACACUUGACUGGUCUGUUCACCACUCCAAACCUCGGAAUGACCGACGUGUCUUGCAUGGAUGUAGUCAUGGGAGUGGCCCCUAAAGAAUACCUCUCCUUGCUAGCACUCAAAGACCAUACCACUUGGCGAGAGCUAAUGACGGAUCUAGUCAACCUAGAGGCCAAGGACCUCGCCAGGCGUACAAAGGCACCCGCUGCAGGUAGAAAAUCACAACGCAAGCGGUAUGGAAGCAACAACCAGCUUGCCCUGCAUGAACACCGAGAGGCUGAAGAUCAGUCCUACGCGCGGAUGAUCUGUCUCUAGAUGACGAUCUAGCGCCGGACUCCGAUAUGGGUUGUUCUACAUCAGCCAUUUGAGUUUGACGUGAAUGAAGAAGAAAAAUUUAA